This is a messenger RNA of Dalotia coriaria, 1066 nucleotides long. RefSeq lists its product as uncharacterized. Bases 99 to 782 code for a protein of 227 amino acids. Gene Ontology annotation, cellular component: extracellular region. The record is from RefSeq and is a predicted model, not a curated record. Gene Ontology annotation, molecular function: chitin binding. The transcript has 3 exons. Lineage: Eukaryota; Metazoa; Arthropoda; Insecta; Coleoptera; Staphylinidae.
CGUUAGUGCACCUUAGUCUCUCUGCAACUUUUACUUUUCAUACAUCUACGUCGUAGAAAAUUGUAGUUUAGUGUUUAAUGCAGGAAUAAUAUUCGGUAAUGAUGAAAGAAGUGCAAUGUUUGGUUAUUUUUGUGUUUUUUGUGCCAAUUAUUGUUAGCGGGGAUAAUUUACACUCUAAUUCCCAAUUAAGAAAACGUCUAACCGGGAACUACGAUAUAAAUCAGUACGCUAACGAGGAUAGUUCGGGCAAGGAGUCCGAUGCUAAUCAGAACUAUUCGAAUGAGAUCGAACCGAUCGCCGACGAGCAUACGGCCCUCUUCGAGACGAUACCCGGCGAGCCGAAACGCGAUUAUCCCACCUACAAGACCAUCCCGAAGACCGGCUUUUCCUGCCAGGGUCGGGUUAAUUGGGGUUACUAUGCCGACGUCGAAACGGAAUGUCAGGUUUUCCAUGUUUGUGAAUCAGAAUAUUCAAAGAUAUCCUUCCUUUGUCCAGUUGGUAGCGCUUUUAAUCAGAAGCACUUAGUAUGCGACUGGUGGUACAACUUCGAUUGCCACGACGAGAUCAGCCUGACGUCGCUCUACGAUGAUUAUGACCUGGGCAGAGAGGAAGCGGAUGGUCCGCAGGACGCUGAUCGUGAUAAUCGAUCCUCGCGCGGCGAAAAGACGCUCGCAAAGCGCCGGGGCGGCGACUAUCGCACCGAAGACGAGGAGUACGAUAACGCAAACGAUAAUGACGGCCUCUACGAUUUAAAUCUGGUAUCGUCUGGUGGCAACGUAUAAAAUUCAAACGAAACUAAACACGUUAUUAGAUUUUGCUAAUUUGUAAUUUAUUGUUUCGGAUGUUUUAUUUGUCGGAUUAAAAUUGAGUCUGUAAAAGACAGAAUAAUGGCCACGCAUUAAUAAUUCACGCCCCAGCAUGAAGUUGGUUCAUCCAAAAGAAGACCAAAGGGAAUUCGCAAUAAAAGCCUCAUUUGUUAGCUACCUUUAAGUUUUCUAUCCAUUUCCUUGCUUCUUUUUUUUUCAUGCGCUUUAUCUAUCUUGUUUUUUCCUUGGCUCUUUGCGUU